Molecule: messenger RNA, 5247 nt
Organism: Cynoglossus semilaevis (tongue sole)
Lineage: Eukaryota; Metazoa; Chordata; Actinopteri; Pleuronectiformes; Cynoglossidae
Product: neuroblast differentiation-associated protein AHNAK
Exons: 7
Biological process (GO): regulation of RNA splicing
Cellular component (GO): costamere; nucleus; cytoplasm
Molecular function (GO): protein binding
Source: RefSeq, a predicted model, not a curated record
GAUCUGCCACACACACACUCACUCACACUCACACACUAGCACACAGACAGAAAAAAAGUUAAAAUCAACGUAGAGGAGGGAGGGGGAGGGGGAACGCCCUGGAAAGUUGGUUGAUCGAGAAAUAGGAAAGGAGUGACAGAAUCCUAACAGACUGCAAGGCUGUGAGUUGCAGAAGUGCUUUUUCUUGGGCUGGGGAGAAGGGGAGAGACCAAGUUUUCCAGGAUGCUCAAGCUGGUGUGAGGCUCCUCGGGCGCGAACACAGCGCACAGAUUACAAGAAAGACAAACCACAGCAUCAGACUGAAGCCCUUGGCAUUGCUUGAGCGGUCCAAGGAAAACCAAGGCUGAGUUUCCAUCAAACCUGGGUUAAAUAGAGGAAACACAAAAAAAGAUGGCUGAAGAAGAGGAAACAAGGGAAGUUCUCUUCCCAGACUGGGAAGGUCCUGACAAAACAGGCUUGACGAUUGAACAGACAACUGAGGGGGAUAUCUAUGUGAAGGAGGUGAAAGGAGAGUCUCCUGCAGCUCGAUCUGGAAAAGUAUAUGAAGGUGACCAGAUUGUUGGUGCCACAAUCUAUUUUGAAAACAUGAGUUCAGAGGAAACCGCUGAGCUACUGAAGACAUUGAAUCGUCACAAGGUUGGACUGAAACUUCAAAAUAAAGGAGACAAAUCCCCUCUGUGCUCACCUUUGAGCACACCAUGCCGUUCCCCAAUGGGCACUUUGACGUGGGAAGGGAAGACUCGUUUUGGAGGUUCCAGUCCAGACAUCAUCCUGAGUGGAGAUGAUGAGGACUACAAGAGAAUAUACACCAAAAAGAUCAAACCAAGGCUGAAGUCUGAAGAUCUUGCAGAAGGAGUAGAUGUUCGUACAGAGCGCCACAGCAGCACAAGCAGUGAUGGCAGUACAAUUACUACAAUAACUCGACGAAUCACAACCUACACAGUGGAUAUGCCAGGUGGCAUAAGUGAGGAACUUGAACUUUCAACCCCAGAGUUUAAAGGAUUAAUGCAUGGGUCCGGAGAUGUUUCUCCUCGAAUAAGAACAUCUAUCAGCCGAUCAGGUAAAGAGGGAGAAGAGGAGGGAGUAUUUGAGUCAAGUAAAGAGCCACAUGUUAGCUUUACAGAAAUACGAUCUGGUGGUGGAGGGGUCAAGACCUCGAUCACAAGAGAGACAGAAAAAGAAACAAGCACAGGUCUGAGAAUCAAGGGGCCAAACAUUGGAAUCACAAGUAGUGGACAGCGAGAUUUGGAGAUUUCAAGAGGGAAUGUAGAAAGAGAUGGAAGCAUUCAAAUAUCAGAAACGAACCUCAGUCUAAGAGACAACACAAAGGCUGGGGGCAGUUAUUUCACAAUAGGAGGAUUGGGAGGUGUAGCAGCAAGCAGUGAGAACACCAGUGGUUUUCCACAUGUAAAAGGAUCAUGUAAAACCGAUAUGAGAAAAGGAACACCAGAAGUAACCAUAAGCAGUGUUACCUCAGGAUUUUCCUCAGUAACAGGAAAUAUUUCUUCGGCAGGUGGGGGUGUAACAGUCCCAAACUCUGAGAAAGGUCAAGCUGUAAAUACUGAUGUCAAAAGCAAAGGAUCAAGAGAUGAAUUUGAAAUACAAAAAAUCACAAUGCCAUCCUUUGACAUUAGAGGUCCAAGGCUUGAGUGUACAGAUGCUAAUAUAAAAACUGAAAUGAAAACAUCUGCUGUUGACAUAAAAACACCAGAGCUUAAUCUUGAUAGUGAAAAUGUAAAACUAGGAGAGAAAUUCAAUUUGCCAACAACAAAAGGACUUUCUAUUUCAGGUAAAAGGGACAUAAAAAUAUCUAAUGUGGACAUCAAAGGCCAAAAGGACGAUAUUGAAGGCCAAACAGCAGGGCUUGAUACAACUAAAAUCAAAAUAGAAUCCUCUAAAAUUACAAGAACAAAAAUUGAGACUAGCACUGAUGUCAACAUAAAAGGACCAGAUGUUCACACAGACAGCAGCAAAGGUGGAUUUAAAAUGUCACAAAUAAAAACUUCAACAUUUGGCAUAAAGGGUCCAAAAGUGGACACGAACCUUCCUAAACAUGGCAUUGAUGUAGAUGUUACUAACAUUAAGAGUCAGCCAUCAGAGCUCUCACUGUCAGGUGCUAAUGUUGAUGUUUCAGUUCCAAAAAUUGAGGCACAAAUAAAAUCAUCCGAUACAGAUGUAGCCAACAUUGAUGUUAAACUUUCUGAUGUUUCCAUUAAAACACCAGAUCUUAACAUUGAAGUCCCAGAUGCAAAACUGAAAGGGCCCGAAUUCACUAUGGGCCCUAAGGUCUCAAUGCCAGACGUGGAUUUGAAUCUAAGGGGUCCCAAUGUUAAAGGGGAAGUUGACGUGUCAGUUCCAAAAAUAGAAGGAGAAAUAAAAACAUCUGACAUUGACAUCAAAGCACCAGAUGUUGAUAUUAAAGGGCCAAAAGGUGGAUUUGAAAUGCCUAAGAUAAAGAUGUCCACUUUCAACAUUAAGGGUACAAAAGUAGAGGGUCCAGAUGUUGAUGUAAAUCUUCCUAAAGGAAACAUUGAUGUGAAUUUGCCUGAAAUUGAUUUGAAAGCUCCAGAAAUUGACAUUGAAGGAACCAAUGCAAAACUAAAAAGUUCAAAACUUGAGAUGCCAGCCGUAAAGGUACCAAGGUUUCCACACAGUGAUCUCAAUCUUACAGGUCCUAAAAUAGAGGGAGAUGUGGAUGUUUCAGUUGCAAAGAUCAAAGGUGACAUUCAAGCACCAAAAGUGGACAUUGAAGGACCAGAUGUUGACAUUGAAGGCGUUAAGGGUGGAUUCAAGAUACCUAAAUUUAAACUUCCAUCAUUUGGCCUCAAGGGUCCAAAAGUUGAAGGCCCCGAUGUAGAUGUUUCUCUUCCUGAAGGCAAUAUUGAUGUUAAACUGCCGGAAGUUGACAUUAAAUCACCUGAAGUUGACAUUGAAGUCCCAGAUGCAAAACUGAGAGGGCCCAAAUUCACCAUGCCAACAAUUUCAGGUCCAACGGUAUCAAUGCCAGAUGUGGACUUGAGUCUAAAGGGCCCAAGAGUUAAAGGAGAUGUUGAUGUGUCAGUUCCAAAAAUAGUGGGAGAAAUUAAAACAGCCGACAUUGACAUCAAAGCACCAGAUGUUGAUAUUAAAGGGCCACAAGGUGGAUUUGAAAUACCUAAGAUGAAGAUGCCAACUUUUAACAUCAAUGGUACAAAAAUAGAGGGUCCAGAUGUUGAUGUAAAUCUUCCUAAAGGAAACAUUGAUGUGAAUUUGCCAAAGAUUGAUGUGAAGGCACCAGAAUUUGAGAUUGAAGGCCCCGACGCAAAAAUAAAAGGAUCAAAAUUCAAGAUCCCAAAUAUAAAGGCACCAAAGAUUCCACACGUUGAUCUCAAUCUAACAGGUCCUAAAUUGGAGGGAGAUGUGAACAUUCCAGUUCCAAAGAUUGAAGGUGACAUUCAAGCACCAAAAGUGGACAUUGAAGGACCAGAUGUUGACAUUGAAGGCGUUAAGGGUGGAUUCAAGAUACCUAAAUUUAAACUUCCAUCAUUUGGCCUCAAGGGUCCAAAAGCUGAAGGCCCAGAUGUAGAUGUUUCUCUUCCUGAAGGCAAUAUUGAUGUCAAACUACCGGAAGUUGACAUUAAAUCACCUGAACUUGACAUUGAAGUCCCAGAUGCAAAACUGAAAGGGCCCAAAUUCACUAUGCCAACAAUUUCAGGUCCCACGAUAUCAUUGCCAGAUGUGGACUUGAGUCUAAAGGGCCCAAGAGUUAAAGGAGACGUUGAUGUGUCAGUUCCGAAAAUAGAGGGAGAAAUUAAAACAGCCGACAUUGACAUCAAAGCACCAGACGUUGAUAUUAAAGGGCCACAAGGUGGAUUUGAAAUGCCUAAGAUGAAGAUGCCAACUUUUAACAUCAAGGGUUCGAAAAUAGAGGGUCCAGAUGUUGAUGUAACUCUUCCUAAAGGAAACAUUGAUGUGAAUUUGCCAAAGAUUGAUGUGAAGGCACCAGAAUUUGACAUUAAAGGUCCCGAUGCAAAAAUAAAAGGAUCAAAAUUCACCAUGCCAGGUCCCAAGCUCUCAAUGCCGGAUGUGGACUUGAGUCUAAAGGGCCCAAGAGUUAAAGGAGACGUUGAUGUGUCAGUUCCAAAACUAGAGAGAGAAAUUAAAACAGCUGACAUUGACAUCAAAGCACCAGAUGUUGAUAUUAAAGGGCCAAAAGGUGGAUUUGAAAUGCCCAAGGUGAAGAUGCCAACUGUCAACGUAAAAGGACCGAAAAUGCAUGGUACAGAUUUUGAUAUGAGCAUACCAAAAGCAGACAUUGACGUCAAAGUCCCAGAUAUUGAUGUUCCUGAAAUCAGCAUGAAGAAACCAAAAUUCAAAAUGCCAAAAUUUGGAUUUAAAAGUCCUAAGGUAAAGGCUCCUGAAUCAGAUAUUAAAUUACCUCAUGGAGAUGUGAGCAUGAAAGGAAAAACAAAGAGUUCUGAAGGCCUUGAUGUCGAACUGGGGCCAUCUGGUGCAAAAAUAAAAGGUCAAAAAUUUAAAAUGCCGAAAUUUGGAAUCAAAGGCCCAAAAACUGAAAUGUCAGGUGCAGAUAUUAAUGUUCAGAGCAUACAUUUAAAAACUCCAAAAACUGACACUGAUGUGAACCUUAAAGUUCCAAAGAUUGAAGGGGACCUAAAAAUACCUGAUGUUGACAUCAAAGGUCCAGAAUUUGAAGGACCUCAGGGUAACUUGGACAUUCCCAAAAUCAAAAUCCCCAAAAUUAAGGGUCCAGAUAUUGAUAUUAGCAUUCCUAAAGCUGAAAUUGACAUCAAUGCCCCAAAGGUUAAUAUUAAAAGUCCGGAUGCAAAACUGAAAGGCCCCAAUAUCAAAUUUCCAACACUGUCUGGCCCCAAGCUCCCUGAGUGGGAUCUUAGCCUUAAAGGACCAUCAGUAAAGGGCGAUGUUCCAAAGAUUGAGGGUGACAUAAAAGGCUCCAAAAUAGAUCUUGAAGGACCAGAUAUGGACAUUGAUGUCCAGAAACCUGGAUUCAAAAUGCCAAAAAUUGAGAUGCCUUCCUUUGGAUUCAAAGGUCCACAAAUUGAAGGGCCAGAGUUUGAUGCUAGCCUCCCUGAACCUGGAGUGGACAUAGCUGUACCCAAAGUAGACAUCAAAGGACCAGAAGUUGAGUUGGAGAGCCCAAGUGGUAAGAUCAAAGGACCCAAAUUCAAAAUGCCAAGCAUCUCAGGGCCAAAUAUUUCCAUGCCUGAUGUUGAUUUCAAACUGAAAGGA